Messenger RNA from Guillardia theta CCMP2712, 924 nucleotides. RefSeq lists its product as hypothetical. Lineage: Eukaryota; Cryptophyceae; Pyrenomonadales; Geminigeraceae. The record is from RefSeq and is a predicted model, not a curated record. The transcript has 13 exons. The coding region runs from base 1 to 924 and encodes 307 amino acids.
AUGUCCUUGGUGGCCGUACGAAUGAUGUCGAACCGAGCCGCCGCUCUUGAAAGUUGGCAUACGCUGACGCCAUCGAAUGUGCGAACUGAGCGUGCCAAGUUUGCUUUCGAUCGUGAGAAGGAUCAUCUGGACCACAGUGGCCGACACCGUCUGAAACAUUUCUUUGGAUUGCAGCACUUCCCAGGACAUGCACUUGCCAAGCAACCCAGGAGCUCGGUUCUGCGGGACAAGAAUGACGAAGCUGGGGCGAGCAAGCUUACAGAUGCAGCGUACAUGCAGAAAUUGGCGCAAGAGCGCAAUUUCCGCAUGAAGAAUGGUUACUUCGAUUCAAAUAGUUAUGCAGAAACCCUUAUGACGAAUGCGAAGUCUGAACAGGCGGCAUACAUGAAAAAUUGGCACAAAAAGAACAGGAUUGCGGCCAAGGCUGCAGUGAAAGAUGCCUCAGUCCUCUACAAGAAAUGGAUGUUGAUUGAUCCUUACACCGGAAGAUCUAAAUCCAACAUGGUAGUGCCACAAGAAAAGGCUGCAACGCAGGGAAUGAGAAAACAACAACUUUUGGAAGUCACGGCCGACAACGAUGUGAAAUACAAUCUGCCUUGGUGGUGUGUUGUCGAGCACCCUGAAGUCAAUGGGGCUGGGAAGGGUUGGGAUGGAGCGGUAACACCGGCGGGGAAGACUGGACCAGGCGUCGAUUGCUCUUUCCCUGGCACUGGCAACGCUGCAGCAUACCGAAUGCAGACCAAGGGGACCACUGAGCAGCAGUUGUCUCAGAUUCCGUCUCGUCGCACCCAGUUGUUGGAGUGGAGGCAUACGAUGAAUGCUCGUAACUACAUGAACCGACCGGGCUCAGCCACUUCGGUGACUAACUCCGAUGGCCCGGAGUAUAACGUGAUGGCGGAUAACUUUCAGUUCCCCGAUUAUUAG